AUGAUGGAUCGGAUACCGUCGCUAUCGAUACCGGGAUUAUCGCUGGGCCCGCACUCGCUGUCCAUACCGACGUCGCAGGGCCUGGCGAAUCAAUCAUCGCACGCCGCCCUGAACUCACUCGGGCUGCACUCGCAGAAUUUGCAUGCCUCGUCCGUGUCGGCCCUGCACAACUCCCAGACCACCAACCUGCACCAGAGCGUCGGUGGGCUGCUGAACGGUGCGGCCACCAACGGACUGCUCAGCCAGGCGAUGCUCAAGAAACCGACCGAGGAGCACAUUAAGCGGCCAAUGAACGCGUUCAUGGUGUGGUCCCGGCUGCAGCGACGGAAAAUUGCCCAAGACAAUCCGAAGAUGCACAACUCGGAGAUCUCCAAGCGGCUCGGUGCCGAGUGGAAGCUGCUCACCGAGGACGAGAAGCGCCCGUUCAUCGACGAAGCCAAACGCCUACGGGCGAUGCACAUGAAGGAGCACCCGGACUACAAGUAUCGGCCGCGCCGGAAACCGAAACCGAUCCGCCGCGACGGUUACCCCUACCCGAUGACGUACCCAUCCGUUCCGGUCGAUGCGCUCCGAGCCG
Molecule: messenger RNA, 577 nt
Organism: Anopheles cruzii
Lineage: Eukaryota; Metazoa; Arthropoda; Insecta; Diptera; Culicidae
Product: transcription factor Sox-21-B-like
Exons: 3
Biological process (GO): cell differentiation; regulation of DNA-templated transcription; anatomical structure morphogenesis
Molecular function (GO): RNA polymerase II cis-regulatory region sequence-specific DNA binding; DNA-binding transcription factor activity, RNA polymerase II-specific
Source: RefSeq, a predicted model, not a curated record